Molecule: messenger RNA, 3334 nt
Organism: Mya arenaria
Lineage: Eukaryota; Metazoa; Mollusca; Bivalvia; Myida; Myidae
Exons: 3
Coding region: 484-846 (120 amino acids)
Source: RefSeq, a predicted model, not a curated record
UAAUCGCCCGGGAGUGAAUAGACUUAACUGCUUUAAUGAUUUUAAUCCAUUUAAAAUAUUGACAAAAUAUACAUGAUCCGUAUUCCACGGAGCGUAUAGAUUAUUCAACGGGUAUUUAUUAUGAAUUGUUUUAGUGUAUUAAACAGAAACUUGAAACCACUUUAAGACAUUCUGUGAGCUUUUUAAAUAGUGUAUUAUAUUGUUUGAAGGUAUCCGUUUAAACGAGGUGUUAAACAAACAAUACAUUACAAGAUAUAUUUGAAGGCAUUUAGAGAAAUCGCGGUUACGCAUAAAAACACAGCUUAAAACGUUUGUUAGCAUAAGAUAAAAAUCUUAUCGCUUAAUGCAGAGACAAAAUUAACAUACCACAAACUAUUGCAAAUGAUUUUUCUUCAUCAAUGGAUUUAAGUUGAUUUGAAAUUUCUCAGAGUAUCGAACGGCAAUACCACGUGACCCCAGUUGUAACAACAAUAUCACGAGAUCAUGUCAGUGGCGGCUAUUGGUACAUCGGCCCCGCGGAUUGGCCCAUCUAACUCGGCCUCAACCAAUCAAAACAAACUUGGUGAAGGCCGACCAAACACAGGACAGACAGGUCAUGUAUACAACAACAUUUUCCGUGGAAUCCAAAGCACUCCGCAGAAACUUCCGGUUGACCGUAUCCCGGAUAUCGUCGAGCGCAUGCAGCGUGAUACUAGAUCAAGCCGGGCCAAGAAAGGCCUAUGGUAUAAGGGAGACAACUACGUAGACCCACGAUCUUACUCCUGGAAGAACCUUGCGUUAUUCAGUGAUUACCAGGCGCAGAUGUGGACCCCUGGCGGUGACAUUAAGACAUCGUACAAGAAAUGAACUAUGAUAAACAAUGGGUUGAUUUUUCAGAACUUUGUUUAAGUUAACAAUGUGAUUAACGAAAUCUUUGUUAACUGUUAAACAUGAACUAGUUGAUGAUGUACUCACAUAUUUAAAUAUAAACAAGUCAAGCUCAAACAGUAGUUUCAAAUCUUGUUAGAAACACAGCAUAUUAUUUGUAUUGUAUCAAUUAAACUUCCACAGGGGUGGAAUUCAAUAUACAACUUAAUUAACGUCGUUCAUUAUUGACUUCAUCCACUGUAUUAGUUUGUUAUUUAUAACACGCAAUCCGAUACGCUACACCAAUCAUAGAUCUGGUUAAGACCAAAAUUGAAUACCACCCCUGGCAGUAACGAUUUGAAAAUUAACAAUGAUGACGUUAACAACGUUGUUCACUUUAACAAUGUUCUUAACAAUCAGCCUAAUGUAUUAAUUUCUGGUUUAUGUUUGUUGUUGUAUGUGCCUGCAGUUGAUUUUGCCCAAGUUUCUAUAAUAUAAUUUAAUCGAACUCUCGAUUAUUUCAUAAAACACUUAACCUGGCAUGCUUCGAAAAUUGAAUGCCAUACUAGAUAAACAUUUAUCCUUGGGAUAAUUUAAGAGAUUGUUGUACGAUAUUAAGAGCAAGGAAUUUAUUUUGUAUAAUAGAUCGAAGUGUGAAAAUUAUUCAAUAGUAUUAUGCAUACAUGAUGAUAUUUUACGAUUGAGAAAAAGUCAACAUUUACUAUUCUCAAAUAGUAAAACUGUCAAAUCCUGCUAUGUCGAAGUCGUAGGGAAAUACUUCGAAAUAACGAACAUUCGAUAUAACCGAAAUACAAAAUGAGUUAAACAAAACCGAAAAAAUAGAAAACGUUCGACAUAACCAGACAAUCGAGAUAAAAGAGUUCGACCCAGCGAAUUUCGACUGUCAAUGCAUAAUGAAAUCAUAAUUUCUUAAAGACAAAAAUAUAUUGUUUCUUUUUUUUUCUUUUUCAUAUCUAAGAUUUAAAAGAGUUACUUUGUUGGGUAGGCACUUAAGAGUUUUUUGUAAGGUUUUAAUAAUUGCGCCUUUAAAUGGAAUUAAAAUACAUAGCAUUCAGAAUUAUUUUUGGUUUAAGCGUUGUUAUAAUAUUGUUCCAUAAAUUGCAUUGUACCAUUUUGUUGUGAAACAUGCAUGUAUUAAUCAUUUAAUUGUAUGCAGUUUAAUGCCAAGGAAAUGGUUAUGUUUAUGUUAUAGCGCUACUGCCCCCACUUCCCGAGUCAUUUAUUUGAUACGAGCGCAGAACACGAGUUGUAUAAUUUGAUUUUCCACUGCGCUGACCAUUAAGUUGACCCCUGUGCUAACCAGUGCACUAACCAUUGAGCGUUGUACGUGUAGUGAUUGUUAUGAACCACGUUGUUAAGAAUGCCAUUCAAUUAGUAGCGUGCGUAUUAGUAAAUAUUGUGGCAAUAUGCCCUAAUAGAUAUUCUGUCUUGUGACGCUAUUGUAAGAUACUAUUUUGGUCCUUGAGCAUAACGCUUUUAAACAUCAACUUGGAUAUCAACUUAUAGUGACAAAACAAGUAGCAUUAACUAACUGGUCUUGUCCUUAUAAGUUCUAUUGUUUAUCAUUUAAAUUGAUAAAUUGAUCUCUAGGACUCCAGAGCCGGUCAAAGGUGUCGCUGACAGUGAUAAAGGGAUGUUCUCCGAACACUUACCACUAACGAUAAUUUAUACAGUCGAAUCCGGUUGGCUCGAACUCCCAAGGACCGGCGAAAAUACCUCGAGCCUCGGGGAGUUCGAGCCAAGCGGGAUUUAUUUCAUUCGGUUUAAAAAGAUCGGUCCUUAAGAUCAUUUUUGAGCCAAAGAGGUAAUCGAGCCAAGCGAGUUCGAGCCAACGGGGUUCGACUAAAGUUGUGUAUUGAUUGAAGUUUUAUUGCAAUGUGUCACUUGUUUUGGCCUUGAUCCGAAUUCUUAUUAUAUAUUAUAUUUGUUACAUUUCAAGCUACUGGGCUUGCCCUUGUAAUUUUCAUUGUUUUUGUUUUUGUUUGUUUUAUAUAUUAAUUUGUGUUUUUAUGUUAUCAAGCUUUGAUUGGUGUUGUUAUUUUUUACACAUUUGUUCACUCGAAAUUGUGGUUAAAAGUCAAUUAUUUCGCUUACUUUAAUGAAUUAACUCCACACAGCAGCUGGCAGAAACUUGUUUGAAUUUUCUUUUUACAAAUCCAAGCCCAAAAUGAUCAAAUUAAAUUUUCCAUAGAGUUACUAACGCUUUUCUUCAAAAUAGAGCAUUUUCUGUCAUAAAUUAAGCUACAUAUUAAAAUUUUUUAUUCUAUUUUGAGCUGUUGAUGAUUUUUUAUCAUUAAAUUUUCUUGACAUUUUACAAAAAGACUUAAAUAUUUUGAUGUUCGAGAGUAAAGAAGUCCCUUUAAAAUAUUGUAUUUGUCAGUUAUAACGUAGUUUUAAGUAAAAACAUUAUCAACAUUGUUAUAACCGUAUCAGUAUUAUGUGUCAAUAAAAAUGUAUGUAAAACAAG